This is a messenger RNA of Tuber aestivum (summer truffle), 1198 nucleotides long. Lineage: Eukaryota; Fungi; Ascomycota; Pezizomycetes; Pezizales; Tuberaceae. The record is from the annotation of a GenBank genome assembly.
AUGGUCUACGUUCCCUGGCGCCUCAGCAGUUUGGAGGCUUGCCACGUUUCAGAGGAGGAAUGGGCAGGCCUACGGUCAACAGUUAUAGAGGCCCUCAACAGCAGUACAAUUGGGCUCGAAGGUCCCUCGGUACACGGGAGCGCGUGGGACGAUUGGUUUGAAGAACUUGCCGAGAGAGUCGCGAGGGAGUACUGGCCCAAGACUGAUCGUGUGGCGUUAGUUUUAUUCUUUCUUGCUUUUUCAUUUCCUUGUUCUCGAAACCCUCGUAUCAUACUAUUUCACAUUUCUCUCUUCUCUCUUUCUUUGGCCAAUUGAGGAAUGCUGACAGGAUGUGACUUGUCUUUCUUUUGAUGGGGUGUCUAGUGUCCGCAGGAUCUUUAGACCACAGGUUAUUGAGAUGGCCGGGGUUGAGCGCGGGAAACGGCGCGCGCAAAGGGCUGGUGGGAGCGAGGAUUCAGAUGGUGGGGCAGGAAGUAGCAGCCGCGCGAGACCCAAGAGGGAGGAUGAUGAAGACGAGGAAAUGGGGAAUGCACCGAAUGCAUCGACAAGCACCCCUGUCGCUCCAAGGGCGGCCACUGUGCCCUCGACCCCUCACGAGAAUGCAAACGUCGCACUAUCUUCCUCUUCCGCGCCCAAUCCUCGCACUGAGGAGACGGAGGACACGUCCAACGCGGCAGCCAGUACUCUGACACCAUCGGAAGCACCACGUCGGGGCCCCGGCCGGCCGAAAAAGCCCCCGGCCCACUCGCCAACUGAGCAGUCUGAUACUCCUACUGUUUUGAAGAAACACCCUCCACAGAACCCUCACGAGGAGGUUAACCCCACACCACCGAAGCGCCCACGCACUUCACGUGCUCACCCCCCUCCUCCAUGGAUCGCCCCCCGCCCGCUGGAACCUCCUUCCGCGCCCUCUGCUACGCUAGGCCUGAUCCUGGAAACCCGUAUUCCGCCGUCGGAAAAGAUGAAGAUUAUCUAUGCCUCGGAUACGCCCACUCUUGCGCUCUUUCUCGAGAGGGUCCGCAAGAAAUUCCAUCUUGCAUCUGAGGCUCAGAUACACAGUGUGGAGGUCGAAAUUGCGGGAGGGAAGACUUAUGUUGUCGACCUCGAGGAUGGGAGGGAUUGGUUGGCCGUACAGGAGAUAGCCCGAACGGCUGGAACUAGCGCUGUUGGGGUUGUUGUUGAGGUCCAACCUCAUUAA